This is a messenger RNA of Oncorhynchus mykiss (rainbow trout), 1225 nucleotides long. The record is from RefSeq and is a predicted model, not a curated record. NCBI's taxonomy places the organism in Eukaryota, Metazoa, Chordata, Actinopteri, Salmoniformes, Salmonidae.
AUGUCUUCCAGAUCCAUGGACUUCCGGUCAACAUGGUCUCCGAUCGAGGUCCUCAGUUCUCGUCCUGGUUCUGGAAGGCAUUCUACACCCCCAUCUACACCCAAGUCGGAGCGAGCUAAUCAUGACCUGGAGACGGCUCUUCAUUGUCUUGUCUCCGUCAACCCCACUACCUGGAGCCAGAAACUUGUGUGGGUGGAAUACGCCCAUAACACCCUUCCCUGCUUGGCCACUGGUCUCUCGCCCUUCGAAUGUUCCUUGGGAUAUCAGCCCCCGCUCGUCCCUGAGAAAGAGGAAGAAGUCAGAAUAUCCUCUGCCCAGAAGUUUGUCCGCCACUGUCGACGUACCUGGAAAAGAGCCUGGGCUGCUCUUCUCAAGACCACAUCCAGGUAUCAACGACAGGCGGAUCGCCACCGGACCCCUACUACACGCUAUCUGCUCGGGCAUAGGGUCAAGCAUCAACUCCAAGAGCUCCAGCGACAUCCGCACGGCGUCAUUGGCAGAGGAGCAGAUAAUGAUGAAGAUGGCUAUCACCAGAGCCAAGAUGAAAGCGAGGAAGAGUCAGGGAGGCCACCGGGUCAAAGAUACCAAUUCUUAAUCAGAGAGGUACGUGGGGCUGCCUUAAUCGACAUCCACAUCAUCGGUGCCCGGGGGGCAUGUAACGGCUGUUGGAAGGAGAGGACCAAAACGCAGCGUGUCGCCUGGGUUGUGGCUUGGCCAUCGUCUGCCCUAGUGGAGGCAGUACCAGGAAGAACUACUCCUUUAGCAACGACGAGGUGCGGCAGACCGACUGGGAGAAUCAGAGGCUGCUGCGCCAGUUGUCGCGCCCCUCGACCCACUCGCGACCAGGCAGCACUAGUAGCUCCCGUAGGAGAUCCAAUGGAGGAUGAGGGAGUCGGCCCCCUGUCCGCCUCUACCACAGUGCCCUCAACAGACAGCGUGAGCAGCAGCGCAUCGAGAAGGAGAACCUGCUGUGUGUUCUUCUCUUUUUGUGUGUUUAACUUAUCUUUUGUCAUUGGGUGUUUGGCUUUAUUGUUUCAACGUUACAAUGCGUUUAUUGGGAUUUUUGUUUAUUUCAAGCUCAAAUGAGUCAAGACUUGCUUCAAAGUGGAUAUACAGUGUCGUAUUUGCCCCUUUUCUGAUUUUCUCUAUUUUUGCAGCUAAAGGUGGCACAACCAGUUUUUGAGUGUAAGGGGGCAAUUACUUUUUCACACAGGGACAUUGGGUG